Messenger RNA from Carassius auratus (goldfish), 1179 nucleotides. RefSeq names its product protein SNORC-like. The record is from RefSeq and is a predicted model, not a curated record. The transcript has 3 exons. Gene Ontology annotation, biological process: cartilage development. Bases 489 to 854 code for a protein of 121 amino acids. Lineage: Eukaryota; Metazoa; Chordata; Actinopteri; Cypriniformes; Cyprinidae.
UGUUGCAUCAACAUACAGGACUGGAACUAUCUACUUUUUAAUAAUUGAUCAUGACAAAUAUAGCAAUGCCCAGGAUGCUAAGCUUGCAUAUCCAAUCAACUUUUUUGGGGCCAGUUUUCCAUUAUAUAUCUCAUAAUUAUAAAGCAUGGAAAAAUAAUCAAACUGAAUCACUUUAAUGACAUUUCACAUAGUUUAAUUACAUCUGUUGUAAUAAAAUUGGAUUGUCUUGUGCAUGACCCACCUCUAUGAUUACGAAAUCAAACAGAAAAGCAGCCCGGGCUGCUGAUGGACAUGAAGGCAUGGUGCUGCAGGAGUGGAAAGACUCCCUUAUCCGCGUGAGAAGAGGGUGGGCAGUUACUAGAAGAGUUGACAAAAGUCUGCACUGUCCAGACACCUAACCCCAGCUACCCCUGCCUCUCGCUCGGACUCACACUUGCUCUCUGUGCUCCUUCAUUACCGUAGCAGUCUAUAGAGUCCGGCCAGGAACCAUGGGCGUCUGCAGCAAUUCCAGCGGUUUAUCUCAGCUCGUCUUCAUUGGUGCUCUGGCUAUCUGCAUGGCUUUUGUGCAGUCAGAAUCAGUUGCUGAUUCCUCCCCUACACUGCAGAAUGAUAACCAGGACACACUAUCUGGCGCUGGAGGCUUCGAUGUGACAACAAAAGUCCCUUUACAAGACACCGCAGAUAAUGGCUACACCUUUGAUUAUGAGGAUGGUACCCCCUCAAUAACUCUGGAUGUGGAAGAAGUUGUGCUGGGGCCUGGUGCCAUCACAGCUAUCGUCAUCGCCGUGUUCCUUGGAGCCUCUGUUCUUCUCGCUCUUAUUGUGAUCACACUCAGAAAGUUCACUGCCUCUUAAGAAGGGACAUUGAUGUUUGCAUUUCCUCUACUUCCCAGUCCCAUCUCUUCUUUUUACUGUAUUUUCAAGUGUCUCAUUGGUGGCAGGUCCUUCGUGAAAUGGAUGCUCUUCACUGAGUUUUGUGAUUUCUUUCUCCUCUCAAACUCAAGUCAGAGAAAACCAGGCUAAGGCUGAACAAAAGGGUAACUGCAAUCAAGGGAAAUUUUGGUUACAUUUGUUUGGUGACCAUAUAUUCAUUUUUGAUAUCCUCUUGUAAAAAGGUUUAGAAUUAAAUAUUUAAAGAAGGUAGAAUUAUUAUAUUAAAGUCACAUUUUAAGAUAAAGUU